Drosophila willistoni is the source of this 1803-nucleotide messenger RNA. It is a transcript of the gene Cyp4d20, whose product is annotated as probable cytochrome P450 4d20. Bases 135 to 1676 code for a protein of 513 amino acids. The transcript is spliced from 5 exons. The record is from RefSeq and is a predicted model, not a curated record. Gene Ontology annotation, molecular function: iron ion binding; oxidoreductase activity, acting on paired donors, with incorporation or reduction of molecular oxygen; heme binding. Lineage: Eukaryota; Metazoa; Arthropoda; Insecta; Diptera; Drosophilidae.
CAGCAGAGGCAACAGCGGCCAACAAAAAAAAAAAAAACAGCAGCUUGCCCCGGCACAACUUAAUACUGAGGAGACUGAUACCAAUCACAUAAAACAACAACAACGACGACGACGACGGCGACACUACAUUAAACAUGCUGCUGACCUUGAUAAUUGGCACUUUGAUCUUAUUAUUGACCUGGGACUUUGGACGCAAACGACAACGCGUUGCCAUAUUUCGCAAAUCUCAUAUAACAGGACCAAGAACUUUACCCCUUUUGGGCUGUGGCCUAGAGGCUCUCCAUUUGGGAGCAGAAAAUAUCAUCGAUUAUGUGGGCAAUGCCUUUGAGAAAUAUGGUAAAACAUUUCGUUUUUGGAUUCUCAAUGAAUCAUUGAUCUAUACAAAGGAUUUAAAAUAUUUCGAGACCAUACUGAGUAGCACCACAUUGUUGGAGAAGGCGCAAUUGUAUCAAUUCCUAAGACCCUUUCUCAAUGAUGGUCUAUUGCUGAGUGUGGAUAGGAAAUGGCAUGCCAGACGUAAGGUUUUCACAAAUGCUUUCCAUUUCAAAGUGCUGGAAAGAUAUGUGGAGAUAAUGGAUAAACAGAGCGAGAUAAUGGUAGAGAAACUGAAGCAAGAUGCCGAUGGUAAGACUGUGGUGGAUAUGCUCAAAUAUGUCUCACUGGCUGCUUUGGAUGUUAUCACAGAGACCGCCAUGGGUGUUCAAGUGAAUGCCCAAAGUAAUGAGGAUUUUCCCUAUAUCAAGGCUCUGAAGAGUGUAGUCAAUAUACAGCCUGAUCGCAUGUUUAAAUUCUCGCAACGUUAUGGUUGGCUUUUUCGUCUCACUUGCCCGCUGUUGCAUCGCAAACUAGUCCGAGAUAUAGGCAUCAUGCAUGACUUCACCGACAAGGUCAUACGCGAAAGACGAGCAGCUGUGGAGCAAGCGAAGGCCAAUGGUAGCUACCAACCGUUGAGUCUGGCUGAUGCAGACAUUGGUCGUAAAUCACAAAUGGCUCUGCUGGACAUACUUCUGCAGGCCAACAUCAAUGGAGAACCCCUGACCGAUGCCGAUAUACGUGAAGAGGUCGAUACUUUUAUGUUUGAGGGCGAUGAUACCACAAGCAGUGGUGUCUCUCAUGCUCUCUACUCCAUUUCCCGGCACCCUAAAGUGCAGGCAAAACUCUAUGACGAACUGCAGCAAGUUCUUGGCAAAGAUCCCACAGCGCCGAUCACUCAAUCUCAACUACAGGAGCUUAAAUAUCUGGAUUGUAUCAUCAAGGAGACAAUGCGUUUGUAUCCCCCAGUGCCAGCUAUAGGUAGACAUACGACAAAGGAGUUACGUAUUGGAGACCAGAUAAUACCACCAAAUACUAGCAUCUAUUUGGUGUUUUAUUUUGCUCAACGCGAUGCUGAAUAUUUUCCCGAUCCUCUGAGCUUUAAACCAGAACGUUGGCUCACCGAUGACGAGGACACAAAACCUAAUGCCAAACACCAGACCUUUGCCUAUGUUCCCUUUAGUGCGGGUCCUAAGAACUGUAUUGGUCAGAAAUUUGCCAUAUUGGAAAUGAAAGCGCUGAUCAGCAAAGUGAUACGAUAUUAUCAUCUAUUGCCUCUUGGUGAGGAUGUUAAACCCAUGAUGAAUUUCAUUUUACGUUCGUCUGUUGGCAUGAAUGUGGGCCUUAAGCCGAGAUCGUUAUAGAAUUUACCACUAAUUGUUUAUAUUAAAUGUUUGGUUAAGGUGUAUAAUGGGUUUUUGUGAUAUUUUUUGUACUUAUACUCUAGAAGAUAUCAAUUCAAUUGAAUAAAUCUUUUUUAUAUUGUUAAAA